Messenger RNA from Dothidotthia symphoricarpi CBS 119687, 1115 nucleotides. RefSeq names its product signal peptidase 22 kDa subunit. The coding region runs from base 119 to 919 and encodes 266 amino acids. Gene Ontology annotation, biological process: protein targeting to ER. The transcript has 2 exons. Gene Ontology annotation, cellular component: signal peptidase complex; membrane. NCBI's taxonomy places the organism in Eukaryota, Fungi, Ascomycota, Dothideomycetes, Pleosporales, Dothidotthiaceae. The record is from RefSeq and is a predicted model, not a curated record.
GCCGUACUCCAAACAGCUCCACAGAACCGCCCCUCCAGCAGCACCUCUCUCUUUUCCCCGGGGGAUUGAGUUUAACAAAACCCCACCCCUUGAGCAUACCUCUUCCGGUUCCUCCACGAUGCACUCGACACUCGUGCGCCUUCAGAAUGUCUUCGGCUUCUUCACAACAGUCGCGUUCACCGUAGCAGCCGUGAUCGCGCUGAGCAGCUUCAUCAGCCCGCAGAGCCCUAGCGCAAAGAUCGAAGUGCGAAACGUGCAGGUCGUCAGGGGCCGACCGCACUACUACAGCUACAAGAAAGAAGAGUAUGCCCAUGUGCGGUUUGAUUUGGAUGCCGACCUCCACACCCUCUUCAACUGGAACACCAAGCAAAUCUUCCUCUACCUAAAAGCGACCUACCCCUCCCUCUCCCCGGACGAACCCCCCUCCGAGGCAAUAAUCUGGGACGCAAUCCUCGCCUCCACAUCCGCCCCCUGGCACCAAAACCACUACAUCCACCCCACGGCCCCAAACGCCAACAAGAAGAAAUCCGUCCUCCCCAAGAUCUCUAAAAAAGCCGCCGCGGCAGGAAAAAAGCCGAAAUCUACCCCAGAAACGGCGAAGAAGGAUAUCGGCACCCUGCACCUCGCGAACCAGCGCCCCAAGUACCAGAUCACGGAUCUGACGGGCCGGCUGCAGAAUAGGACGGAUGUGGUGCUGGAGUUGGGCUGGAAUGUGCAGCCGUGGGUGGGUGCGUUGACGUGGACGAAUUGGCAGACGUUGGGGGCGUGGAAGGGGUUGGAGGGGGGCAGGAGCGAGGCGUUUGGGUUCCCGGAGAUUGGGGGCAAGGUCAAGAGUAAGAAGGAUUUGGAGACGGAGAGGGGCGGGGAGGGGUAUCGGUUGGAGGUUGGGGGGGAGCAGCCGAGGAGGAAGGCUACGUGAGGAGUUGUUUAUGUGAGGGGAUGGGCGAAGGACUGGCGAUGGGCUUGUUGCUUAUCGUCGGACUUGGUCUCACGCACGCGAUGCAUGUAUAUCAAGACAGAAGUAUGUAUAAGUCAAGGGAUGUAUUUAUUAUUUCUCCUCCUUGGUAACACUACCUACAUAACAGCAAACUAGCUAGACUAAAGGUAUCGCCCAU